Messenger RNA from Nematocida ausubeli, 990 nucleotides. Its product is annotated as ATP synthase (C/AC39) subunit. NCBI's taxonomy places the organism in Eukaryota, Fungi, Microsporidia. Bases 1 to 990 code for a protein of 329 amino acids. Gene Ontology annotation, cellular component: vacuolar proton-transporting V-type ATPase complex; proton-transporting V-type ATPase, V0 domain. Gene Ontology annotation, biological process: vacuolar acidification; vacuolar transport; proton transmembrane transport. Gene Ontology annotation, molecular function: proton-transporting ATPase activity, rotational mechanism. The transcript has a single exon. The record is from RefSeq and is a predicted model, not a curated record.
AUGUACGGCGAGACUGGCAUAAUUAACUAUGUCCAUGGGAACAAAAACAUGCUUCUGAGGGAAGAACACUACAGAAUAAUUAAGGCUGCAAAUGACUUGGAUGAUUUAAAGGUGAAAUUGCAAAGCACAAUAUAUGGGAAGUAUUUGCUGGAGUCAAAGACGUCUUUGGCUUCAUUUAAGUCUGCCAUGUACAAGUGCAUUGACCAGCAGAUUAAAAUAACCCGGUCUUUUACAACGGAUAAAUCCUCUGCUCUAAUUGACUUCUAUAAAGAGAAAUUUCAGCUGGACAACUUCAUAUACCUCUGGGCCUGCAAGAAGGAGAGUCCUAAGCUUCUGGAGACAGAGAUUGACACGCAUCCACUGGGGGGAUAUCCUGGGUUGGAUUUCAUUAAAGUGACGCAGUCUGCCAAGGACACAUGGAAGUAUUGCUUGGAGAAUACGUCACUCAGUAAGUAUGUGGAGGGCCUUGACUCUGACCUUCUUAAUCGGGAUAUUCAGUAUGUGAAGAGUGUCUUGCAGAAGAGGUAUAUUGAAUUUGUGUAUGACUACUGCAUGAAGAAUGAUCUCUGCCUCUCUGAGCUGAUUGUCUUUGAGGGAGACAAGAUAAUCAUUGAGAUACUUUAUGCGCUCAUGAAUGGGAACAUGUCAACCUCUGAGAAGAUGAGUCUUUUCCCGCGGUGCAACAGCUUCACGAAUGUGCACAAAGAACUCUUGCUAAACUGCAAGAAUACAAGUGAGCUGGAGGGAGUGCUUAGCACACAUAUCAAGUACCGGAAUAUUGUUGGGAAUGAGACGGGUGUAGAGGAUGCCUUGCUUCGGGAGGAGAUCAGGCUCUGCAACAAGUCAUUCUAUAUAUACGAUGACUACAGCGUGGUCUACACACAGCUGAUUCUGCAGGAAAUAGAGGUUCGAAAUAUAAUAUUUCUGGCGGACUGUGUGAUACAGGGCCACAACCACAGGGAUGACAUCGUAAAUGUAACAGAAAAUUAA